This is a messenger RNA of Drosophila melanogaster (fruit fly), 3542 nucleotides long. RefSeq lists its product as uncharacterized. NCBI's taxonomy places the organism in Eukaryota, Metazoa, Arthropoda, Insecta, Diptera, Drosophilidae. The record is from RefSeq and is marked reviewed. The transcript has 5 exons. The coding region runs from base 252 to 755 and encodes 167 amino acids.
ACGUUAGUAAUCAAUUGCAGGCCCAACAGCCCAGACCACAAAGAGAAGCAGUCGCAGUCAGUCGCACCACCGAUCCACGAUCCACUGAUCCACCGAUCCACGCAAUUGUUGCUGUUUCUUUUUUAGACAAAAAAGAAAUAUAUAUAAUUUUUUUUUGGGCUGUUUACAUUUUGGCCAAAACGCCACACCCACACACUCCCACGUCCCGCUCACACACACACAAACACACACGCGCACGCGACAAAAACAGCAUGAGGCAGCCAAGUAGACAGCACAUCCUGGCGCUCCUGAUCCUCGGCAGCGCCGCCUGCCUCAUCAGCGCCGUACCGCUACCGCAGCCCGCCAACGGUAAUUCCGAGCUGGACGUCCUCCAAAUCCCGCUUGCCAAUGGCAAGGAAAUCGAUGUCUUGACAUUGGGCGCCAAAGACCAAGAAUCAUUGAUAGCCGAUCGCAACAAACGAACGAUUGGACUGCUGCGCGAACUUUUCCCCGACAUCACCAAGGAGAUCAAUGUGCAGAUCAAUCGUCUAGUGAAUAAUGUGUUGCAACGCGUUGGUCCCGUGGUUCUGGGCACCGUUCUCAAUCCGGCCUUCGAUCUGGGCCUUCAUCCCCGACAGCCAGCCAAAGAGGACGAUGAUGGCAAUGAUAGUGAUGGGGAUGAUAUGAAGCAAGGGUCCAAGGACUAUGAUGAUCAACUGCCCGACGACCUAACCGAAUUCCAGCCCGAUGGCGAGUUUGCAAAGGAGCAGAAAUGAGCAAAACCAAUUUACAAAAUGAAAAUGAAUAUCUAGCCUAAGGCUUUAACCCACAAACAAAUUAUUGGCUUGGUCCCCGUCCUCUCCUGGAAAUGUGUAUACCUAUCAAAUGUUGCAUGUUUUUCUUUAGGCCUUUAGCAUAACGAGCACUCAACCACCCAAAGCCACAUCCUGUACUCAGCAUGCCAGCACCACCCAGUAGCAGAGAUUGAACCACCACCACCCACCCAAUAAUUACAUACGCGCACACAUAGACACGAACAUAGACACAUAAUCUACAAUACCAAACAAAAUGAUACACACCCACAAUUGAGUUUUCAGCCUGCAAAAUAGAUACAAUCAUCCGAACAAUUGGCCCAAGAUCAUCAAGAACAGUCAACAAUCGACAAGAAAUCAGCUACUGCAUCAGCAUCUCAUGUGGAAAGCACCACCACCACCAAAAAAUAAACAGCAGAACCACCAAAGAAUCUCAUUUACCAGUAAAAAAAAAAAAACAAAUAUAGCAAUCAAAUCAAAUCGCAUAUUCUUUGUUGACCUUUCGCUGAUCUCUUGCUAGGAAAUCGACUCCAUAGUAAAUCGAAUUAUAGCCCAGGUGAUUCGGGUGGCCGGUCCUGGUCUUCUGAAUACCAUAUUGGCCGGAAAUCGAGGUGGUGCGGGUGGUGCAGCCGGUGGAGGUACAACGCCGGCUAGCGAUUUCGAUGCCGAUUUCGAUGCGGACUUUGACGAGGAUGACGAUGUGGCGCCAUCAAGUAGUCCGGCCACACGGAGUGCAGGUAGUGCACCAUCGAGCAGCACCAACGAGGUGGAAGAAAGCCGGCGAGUGAAAAUCGAUUUGCCCACGUUUGCACCACAAUCUGGAGCAGGAGCAGAUGAAACGAAAGAGAUAAUAUAACAACAUCAACAACAACAACAACAACAAAGGCCACAACAAUUGACAACAACAACAUUACGAAAUUAUUGCCCGUCUUUGAUUGAGCAUUGAUAAAGACAACAACAAAUACAAAUACGAAAGGCAAACAAGGAUUUGAAAGCAACAACAACAACAAGCACAACAAGAACAACAACACAUACGGAUGAAGAUGAAGAAGAACAAGAGAGCAUCAGCAACAUCAUUUAGAAAAAGCAUUUUUUGAUUUCGUUUAGAAACCUUCGCUCAUCGUUUAACAAAUGAAAUGGAAAUGGGUUCAAAAGUAGUUCGUAAAGUGGUUAAGGAAUUGGAUUUGCAAAAAUACUGGUCAAACACUUAAUAUUUAUGAUAGUGAAAAUUAUUCUAUGUUUUUUUUUCAAAAUCAAAACCACUUUUGAACAGCUUUGAGCCCUCGAAGCAACGCCCCGCACUCCACCAUCGUAUAUUCCGUAGAUUUCACCCCUUCAAUCACUCCGCACAUGUAUAAAAACGUCAUUGUAUACUUUCGAUAUGCCCCGUAGGCCCCAAGCUCCUUCGCAAGUAGAACCCCCCGACCAAAACCCUACCCCCGAAAACACCCGCAUUGUAUUGUAUGUAACCGAAACUGAACCACUGAAGCUAACUAAUCUCCCCUCCACUCCACCCAAACCGCCCCUUAAAACUCAAUGCACCUGCACCACCGAAUCUAAAUUCGUAUACGCACCACUUCGAUUCGUGGUUGUUGUAGCAAAUCGACGAGCAGGCGAACCGCAUUAUCUCGAAGCUGCUGAGAACUUUGGGACCCACGGUUCUGCGUACCGCCAUCCAGGGAAAUACUGCAAAUGCGGCCAGGACCAGUUUCGAUGCGGACUUCGAUGAUGAUGACGAUGAGAGCUCUAAGAGCAGCAGCAGCACAUCCACAUCCACAUCCGGUGGUGAUAGUGGCACCCGUGUGACCAUCGAACUCCCCACCUUCGAACCCGAUGAUGACAACGAGAUCGAUGCGGAAAAGAGCAGCGAGAGCAGCUCCACCAGUACCACAACCACUGAGUCCACCUAAAGUGCGUUUCGUUUGCUACAACAACUGUGAGAUACUCGCAAAAAAAUACACAGAGAAAAAUAUCACCAAGACGAGGCAUCAAGGCAUACCAUUGAAAUCUUAAACGUUUUGAAAUUACUUUUCAAGAUGUCCGAAAGUAUGCAGGAUGAUAUUUUAAAAAUGUAAAUACUAUCAAUUCAUUGAAGAAUUUUGUAUUUGAUUUUUCACUGCACACUUUUAGACUUCUACAAACAAUUUCAUAAGUACGGAAAUUUUGUUAGCACGCCUGUAUGCAACUUUCGGUUGAUAUUCCAAAACUCUGUGAGGAAGUACUUUUGAAUUGGUAUUUAAAAUUGGUUUCUCUUUUCCUCAAAAUUUCUCCGCGCAGCACUACAACAGCCACCCAACCACCCUCUGCAAAAUUUGAAAUAAAUAUUAAAGGAGAAUGAUAAAAUGAAAGUGAAGUUCUCAUUGAAUUGGCAUUGUUAACCAACACUUGAUUGUUUUGAAAUUACCUUUAGCACACUAGUUUCCAGAACACACGCAUACUCACCAGUCUUCUCUUUCUGUCUCUCGUUUUUCACUUUCAUGCCUUUGUCUCCCUCGCUCGCUCUCCGUUCUCCUCUCACUUUUCCUCUAUAGCGCUCUUUUCCAUCUUUUCGAUCAACUCUCCUUUGCAUCUACUUUUAAACUAUUUGCUAUAUUUUCUGUUCCAAACUAUCCUACCUUCUCAUGCGCACCCUCAUUCCACUUAGGUUAGUAGGUGUUUUUUACAAAUUAAAAUUUAUAUAUUCUACAUUUAUAUUGUAUUAGUUUUGUAAGUCAUUUUUUAAUACAUUUCCAAAUAUACCGAUAUAAUUGU